Zophobas morio is the source of this 3652-nucleotide messenger RNA. RefSeq lists its product as uncharacterized. Lineage: Eukaryota; Metazoa; Arthropoda; Insecta; Coleoptera; Tenebrionidae. The transcript has 5 exons. The record is from RefSeq and is a predicted model, not a curated record. The coding region runs from base 2962 to 3417 and encodes 151 amino acids.
GCGGCAAGUUGCGCAUCAUAUGUUCGCAAUAGCAGCCAUUUUCGUCCGUCGCCGAGACGAAACGUGUUGUUGAAUAUAUCGAAGAAAAUCCUCUCAAAUUAAAAGGUAUGGAAAAAAAGAAAAUCCGAUUCGCUGCCAGAAAAAUGGCGUCAACACGGCGUCAUCUAAAUAGAAUAAUUCAAAACAAGACAAAAGAUACAAUUAGUCUUCUUCAAGCUCACACUGGUCUCUCUGCAAUCUCGCCAAAAAAUAAUGUUAAAUCUUCUUGUUUCUCUCAUAAUUCUAAUAUUGUUAGUAACGAAAAUUUUGAAAAUGACAACUGCAUUGCAGUACAAGAUUUUGCGUCUGAUUUCACGUUUGUUGAUCAAAAUACAUUUUCGAUGAAUUUAGUAAAUUUCGAUUUCACAAAAUAUAGGGAUGAGCAAAUUGGUGAUAUAAAUUCAGUUUUACUCAGUAAUAAUUUUGAACCUGGACCAAUAAAUAAUGAUAAAGAUUCAUUGUUAAUAUUUAAAAAAAAAUUGCAUCAUUGGUCUUUGCAACAUAACAUUUCUCACUUAGCUAUAAAAACACUGUUACAUAUUUUAAGAAACGCUUAUCCUGAUGAACUUAAAAAUUUACCAAACGAUCCUAGAACUCUACUAAAAACUCCUCGCAAGGUGUUUCUAGAAACAGUUACUCCAGGUUAUUAUUGCCACCUUGGGAUUGAGAAUGGUAUAAAUCGUGCAUUUAAAAAUAAACCUGUUGAAAUGAUUCCAGAUUUGAUCACUUUAUCAGUAAAUAUAGAUGGACUUCCAGUUAGCAAAUCAUCUGGAAGUCAGCUCUACCCAAUUCUUGGCAUUUUAAAUUCUUUUAAUAUUACAUUUUAUAUUUUUGUGAUAGGAAUUUAUCAUGGUUACGAAAAGCCUCAAAAUUUUAAUGAUUUUUUGGCAAAAUUUGUUCAAGAAGCCAUUUAUUUAUCAACAAAUGGAAUUCAAAUUUUUAACAAAGUUUCUAUUUUUAAAAUAGAAAAAUGUCUUUUUGAUGCAGUAGCUAAAGCUAGUGUUUUAUACGUUAAAGGCCACUCAGGGUAUUCGUCUUGUACAAAGUGGGCAUAAGAAUAAAAGAAACUAUAUGUUUCCCAGAACUGGCUUUUCGAAAACGUACUGAUCAAGAUUUUUUAGAUCAGUCAGAUGAAGAAUAUCACAGAGGCGUCACUGCUUUAGUUAAAAUUCCUAACGUAAAACUGGUCACAGAUAUUCCAUUGGAUUAUAUGCACCUCAUUUGUUUGGGAGUAGUAAAAAAACUUCUUGUAUCUACAUGGUGUUUUGGACAUCCACCUCAUAAAUUUUUCGCAAGAACUCUUGAAUUACUUUCUAAAAAUUUAUUAUCGCUAAAAACACCUUCUGAGUUUGUCAGAAAACCGCGCUCAUUGAAAGAAUGCAAACGUUGGAAAGCUACAGAAUUUAGACAAUUUCUACUUUAUACUGGUCCAAUUGCUUUAGAAAAUUGUCUUCAUCAUCAAAAAUUUGAACAUUUUCUUACUUUGGACGUUACUAUCAGAGUUUUAUUAUCGGAAGAACAUAUAAAGAAAUUUAUUGAUUAUGCAGAAUUGCUUUUAAAACAUUUUGUAUCUACUUGUAAAAUUAUAUAUGGACCGCAAUUUUUGUCUCAUAAUGUACAUAAUUUACUGCAUAUUACAGAUGAUGUAAGGCGGUUUGGAAUUCUUGAUAAAUUUAGUAACUUUUCUAGUGAAAAUUAUUUACAAAUACUGAAGAACUUAAUUCGAAAAUCUGACAAUAUAUUGCCUCAAAUCGUUCGUAGAAUUAUUGAGAUGGACGCUGACAAUGAGAAAAGUUUUACAGAAGAUUCAAACCGUAAUAUUAGAGUAAGACGCGAGCAUAUCGGGGGGAUUUUGAUCGAAAAUUGUGGUAAUCCUCAGUUUUCUGAAGCUGUAUUUCCCAAUUUCAAAUUUAACCUUUCUCGAGCAAACCGAUUUUGUAAAAUGCAAGAUGGUAGUAUAGUUGAGAUAAUAAAUUUUGCACAUUGCGUGAUCAGUGAUACAGUUGUAGCUAUAGGAGCAACCUACGAAGUAGUCGGAGAUUUGUACCAAAAACCUUGCAGUUCAAGUUUACUCGAUAUAUGCAUAGUUAGAAAAAGUAGUAGAGAAUUGUCAUAUUGGGAAUUAAACAAAAUUACUUCAAAAUUGAUAUGUUUACCUUACAAAAAUAAUUUUGUUGUUUUACCAUUUUUACAUAUCUAAAAUUUUUAUUAAAUACCUAUGUUUUUGUUUUAUUAAAGGUUAUAUUAUCAAAAAUAUAUAUUAAACCUACAUAAUUACAAGAAAUGAAUGAGUGUAACAACGGCGGGUGGUAUAUAGUGAAAUUUUUAGACGAAAAUGCUAUAGAAGCGGUGCCAAGCAACUGGCUUUUAAAUUUUGAACAAUGCUUAUGGCCCAAUUAUCCAUCAUUCGCUAAAGCCGAGUUGCAAUUGGCCUUAAAAAAUUAAGCUCAACCUGAAAAAGAAUGGGCCAAAUAUUCAAUAAAACUUAUUUGUAAAAAAUUGUUUACAAAAUUUCAAACUGCAAAUAAUGCAGCAACAAAAGCUGUUGAAGAAUCUGAUUUUGAAAAGGAAGAUCAUUUACCAACAAAGCGAAAAAGAAUACCUCGUAGGAAAUACUCUUCAAGUAGUGAAAGUAACUGUGAACAAGAAGUUUACGAUGUAUCCGAACUUCCCCCCGUGACGGUUGUGUCUCAACCGAAGGUGUGUGCAGAUUCGCAAUUAAAAACCAUUUCUGAAUGCACAACCAUCACUCUUGCACCUGAUAAUCCAAUAACAGCAGCUUCUACUUCAGGAUCAUUUCAGUCAACAGCUUCUACUGUGUCCUAUGCUCAAAAAAAUGUAGAGGGCAACUAUGAGUUCCAGAAACAAGUCUUACGUUAUUUGAUUACAAUACAAACUAGGCAAAGGGAUCAGAACGAUCUAAUGCAACUCAUUCUCGACAAGAUGCAAAAAAUUGAUGACGCCAACGAAAUUAAAAAUGUUGACUUGGAACAAAAUAAUUUAGAUCUAGUUACACGUUUUCCUGUGUGUGAUGAAGAAUCAUUACAAGUAAUAGAGGAUUUCAUAAGUGAAAAUGAAGAAAAUAGGGAAAAAGUGACAUCCUUCUUGUCCGCGGUAGGUGGACGCAAUGCUCCGGAAUUUAUCCGCAGGGCCCUUUCGCGACUAAUAAGCAACAAGUUCGCUAUACUCUACAGUUGGGUAGGGCACAAAGGAAAAAAACCCUUUAGCAACUUAAAAAUUGCAGGCGUACUUAAAGCUGCUGUGAAAAAGUUCACAAGAAAUUCGUGGACCGAAAAGGACAUUGAGUUGGCUGCUUCUAAAUGGUUAGCAAAGGCAAGAGACCGCAUUAAAACUAACAAGGAACCAAAGAUGAAUUAAUUAAGGUACCUUUUGUUAAAGAUUUAUAUUAAUAAUACUCAUGUUACCAACAUUUUCUUUACGUUUGAAUUUUUAAAUUUUAUUUACCAAGUGAUGAAAACUAGUUACUAAGUUUCAUACGUUUUAAUAAUUGUAAUAUUAGUAGAGGAAAACAUAACACCUAGAUUUCACACUACAUUUGUUGAAUGUUAAAAAAUUGUAUGCACAAAUAUAUUUUUGAUAUAUUAAAAAAAUG